GGAACGUUAGGACUUUAAUUUUGUAUUGCGCUGUCAGUCACUCCUCUUCCGGUCACUCUUCACUUACGUGGCUGUUCUAGCUCUUCUUCCGGUCGGACGGAUUCUGUCUUUACCUGUCACACGAUGGAGUUGGAAGCCAUGACAAGAUACACCAGUCCGGUGAACCCGGCUGUGUUUCCCCACCUCACCGUGGUGCUGCUGGCCAUCGGCAUGUUCUUCACCGCCUGGUUCUUUGUAUAUGAAGUAACGUCCACGAAGUACACGAGAGAUCUGUACAAAGAGCUGCUGAUUUCUCUGGUGGCGUCGCUCUUCAUGGGCUUCGGCGUUCUGUUCCUCUUACUGUGGGUCGGCAUUUAUGUCUGAGAGUAGUGGAAAUGGCAUGUACAGAAAAACAUUCCAAGGUGAUCAGAACAUUUUUUCCGGGACUUCAAGCUUUACCACAGAAGCACUGGGAUUUUUGGAUGGAGUUGCACUGGCAUGAUGGGUGGGAUUGUGGGUUAAUAUUUCACAAAUAAAAACUGUUUUUGUUAGAA
This is a messenger RNA of Labeo rohita (rohu), 533 nucleotides long. It is a transcript of the gene tmem258, whose product is annotated as transmembrane protein 258. Gene Ontology annotation, cellular component: membrane-bounded organelle. Gene Ontology annotation, biological process: protein N-linked glycosylation. Bases 124 to 363 code for a protein of 79 amino acids. The transcript has 4 exons. NCBI's taxonomy places the organism in Eukaryota, Metazoa, Chordata, Actinopteri, Cypriniformes, Cyprinidae. The record is from RefSeq and is a predicted model, not a curated record.